AUGGCGCAUCCCUCGUUUCUGGGCCUGGAGGGUCUGCAUGUCUUUGUGACUGAGGCUGCCAGUCCCGUUGGCAAACAGGCAGUCCAAGAAUUUCUCCACCACGGCUGCAAGGUCUCGGCUUUUGAUUCCAACCGACCGGAUCCCAAACGGUCAGAUUCCAGGCCAGAUCCCAACCAGCCAAACACACCUACAGAAACAUACGCACGUCUGAACACCCUGCAAGGCAACGGGUCCGACGAAGAGUCCGUUCGCUCUAGCAUCGCCCUGGCCGGCAAGCGCUUUGGACCGAUUAACAUCCUACUCGUGAAUGCGGACUGCCCCGCUGCAAGGAGCCACUCUCCCAUCUGGGACCUCCCCCUGAAGACAUGGGAGGAGGUCCACCGCGUGACUGUGCGGGGGCCGUUUCUAGCCGUGAAGCACUUUCUGCGGGAGGCCCAGACGGCGCAGCGAAGUCUGGGUAAAGAGCUCGAGAAUCUGGCGGUUGUUGUGGUUGGAGGUGAGGCGGGGUUGGUGCAGAGCGUGAAGGACGAUAUCGUCCGGUUGAAUGGUAAUGCUCGGAUCAAUGCUGUUGGCCUGGAUGAGCGGAAUGCCGCACGGCCGGAGGAUGUCGCCCGGACGGUGGUUUUCCUUGCUUCUCAUCGUGCUGCGGGAAAUAUCUCGGGUCAGUGCCUGGGUAUCAACGGGGCGAGCACCAGUACGGUCACGGGCCCUCAGACGACUCAAUCAAUUCCCGCGGCGUUGUCGGCCCCCAAGCGGAAUAAGAUCCGGAUUGCCGUGUCGAUUGACCUGGACGCGGUCUCCGGCUGGCUGGGCACGGGUCACCAUCCCGACAAUGUUUUGGCAGACUAUUCGUCCGGCUUUUUUGCCGCCCAAGUGGGCGUGCCUCGUCUGCUGAAGAUGCUGAAGAAGCUAGAUCUGGCGGACCGCUGCACAUGGUUCAUCCCAGGUCACUCCGCGGAGAGCUUCCCAGCGGAGGUGAAAGAGGUGGUCGACUCGGGAUGCGAGAUUGGGUUGCACGGGUAUGCUCAUGAAGGAGCGUACCAGAUGACUCCCGAUCAGGAACGGGAUGUGCUCGUCCGCUGCAUCGACCUCGCCACCAAGCUGACGGGCAAGAAGCCGGUCGGGUACCGGGCGCCGCUGUAUCAGCUGCGGGAGUCGACGCUGGACCUGUUGGAGGAGUAUGGGUUUGAAUACGAUGCCUCCCUCACAGACCAUGACUGCCACCCGUUCUUCGCGCCGCGCAGACCCCCGCUCCAGACCAUCGACUUCUCCAAGCCCGCGUCCUCGUGGAUGAACCCCAUCGAACCCACGACGGCGGACCGGCGCCCCCUAGUCUGCGUGCCCUGUAACUGGUACAUGGAGGACAUGACGCCGAUGCAGUACCUGCCGCACACGCACAACUCGCACGGGUACACGGACGUGCGGGUGGUCGAGAACCUCUGGCGCGACCGGUUCCUGUGGAUCCGCGAGAACGAGGAAAACCCCGUAUUCCCAGUGCUGAUGCACCCGGACACGAGCGGGAUGGCGCAUGUUAUUGGAAUGAUGGAGCGACUGCUAGGGUGGCUGAAGGGGUGGGGAGACGAGGUGGAGUUUUGCCAAACGGGGGAGAUUGCACGGUGGUAUCGAGCUCAGCAGUAG
Molecule: messenger RNA, 1638 nt
Organism: Aspergillus campestris IBT 28561
Lineage: Eukaryota; Fungi; Ascomycota; Eurotiomycetes; Eurotiales; Aspergillaceae
Product: SDR family oxidoreductase/polysaccharide deacetylase family protein
Exons: 4
Coding region: 1-1638 (545 amino acids)
Biological process (GO): carbohydrate metabolic process
Molecular function (GO): hydrolase activity, acting on carbon-nitrogen (but not peptide) bonds
Source: RefSeq, a predicted model, not a curated record